This is a messenger RNA of Gracilinanus agilis (Agile Gracile Mouse Opossum), 2745 nucleotides long. It is a transcript of the gene RBM28, whose product is annotated as RNA binding motif protein 28. The transcript is spliced from 19 exons. Gene Ontology annotation, molecular function: RNA binding. The record is from RefSeq and is a predicted model, not a curated record. NCBI's taxonomy places the organism in Eukaryota, Metazoa, Chordata, Mammalia, Didelphimorphia, Didelphidae. The coding region runs from base 73 to 2349 and encodes 758 amino acids.
CUAGUCCAGCGUGUGCUCCACGGACACCUCCGUGGCUUUUCUGAGUACGUGCGGCUCCAACCUUUCACCUCAAUGGCGGGACUGACCCUGUUCGUGGGCCGUCUCCCGGCUUCAGCCAGUACCCCGCAAUUGGAGCGUCUCUUCAGUCAGGUGGGGCCAGUGAAGCAGUGUUUCGUGGUCACCGAAAAAGGUAGUAAGACAUGUCGUGGCUUUGGCUAUGUCACUUUUUCCAUGCUGGAGGAUGCUCAAAGGGCCAUUAAGGAAGUUACUACCUUUGAAGGUUGCAAGAUAAAUGUGACUGUUGCCAAGAGAAAGCUAAAGAACAAAAUGAAGGAGAAGGAGAAAAAAGUGUGCUCAGACACUCCACAAGAGGAACCAGAGCCAAAACCCAAGCCUAAAAAAGCCAAAGUAGCUGACAAAAAAGCUAGACUGAUCAUCCGGAACCUAAGUUUUAAGUGUUCUGAAGAUGAUCUGAAGACCUUGUUUGCUCAGUUUGGUGCUGUCUUGGAGGUGAACAUUCCUAGGAAGCCAGAUGGAAAAAUGCGAGGCUUUGCUUUUGUUCAGUUCAAGAAUCUCUUAGAAGCAGGAAAGGCCUUGAAAGGCACUAACAUGAAAGAGAUAAAAGGGCGGACAGUGGCUGUGGAUUGGGCUGUGGCUAAAGAUAAAUAUAAUGCAACACAGUCUUCUGCUUCAGGUGAGGAACAAAAAGUCACUGAACCUAGACAGCAGGAUGCAAGACAAGAGGAGGGCAAUAAGGAGGAGGAUGAGGAGGAGGAUGGUGAUGAGGAGGAUGAUGAAGAAGAUGAAGAUGAGGAAGAAAGUGAGGAUGAUGAAGAAUUACAAGUAACCAAGCCAGCAAAGACUCAGAAGAGGGCAGGCAAAAGACCACUAACUUUGGAUGCAGAGAGCAGUGAGGAAGAUGAGGACAGCGACCUGGAGGAAAGAGGUAGCAGUGAAGAUGAAGAGGAACCAAAUCAGAAUGAAAUGGAUUCUGGUGAAGAAGACCAAGAUGAAGAAGAAGUUCCAAAGAAGAAAAAGAAGAGGAAGUUACCAUCUGAUGUGAAUGAGGGGAAAACUGUGUUUAUCAGAAACCUGUCCUUUGACUCAGAGGAGGAAGACCUGGGGGAGAUCCUCCAGCAAUUUGGGGACCUUAAGUAUGUUCGUAUCGUCUUACACCAAGAUACAGAGCAUUCCAAAGGUUGUGCAUUUGCCCAGUUCAUGACUCAGGAAGCAGCUCAGGCAUGUCUUGCAGCGGCUUCUGCAGAGACUGAGGAUGGAGGGCUCAAGCUGGAUGGCCGGAAGCUUAAGGUGGACUUGGCAGUGACCCGGGAUGAAGCUGAAAAAUUGCGAUCCAAGAAUGUAAAGAAGCAAACGGGAACACGGAACCUCUAUUUGGCCAGAGAAGGCUUGAUUCGUGCUGGGACAAAAGCUGCAGAGGGUCUAAGUGCUGCUGAUAUCGCCAAGAGAGAACGGUUUGAGCUUCUCAAACAUCAGAAGCUGAAGGAUCAGAACAUCUUUGUCUCCAAGACCCGACUCUGUCUGCACAAUCUCCCGAAGGCAGUGGAUGACAAGCGGCUCAGGAAGUUGCUUCUGACUGCAACUGGAGGGGGGAGGGCCGUCCGCCUGAAGGAGUGCCGAGUGAUGCGAGACCUUAAAGGUACACAUGGGAAUGUUAAAGGUCAGUCCUUGGGCUACGCCUUUGUGGAGUUUGAAGAACACGAGCACGCCCUAGCAGCCCUUCGUCACAUCAACAACAACCCAGAUAUUUUUGGCCCUCAGAAGAGACCGAUAGUAGAGUUCUCUUUGGAAGACCGCAGGAAACUAAAGAUGAAGGAAAUGAGAGCCCAGCGAAACCUGCAGAAAAUGAAAUCAAAGCCUGUAGCUGAUGAGCCCCCAAAAGACCUGCAGCAACAGCCUGGGAAGUUCCAGAAACAUAAGGCUUCUCACAGCCACACACAGGGCCCAGGCAAGCUUCCCCUGAAACCAAAAGGGACGACACCAGGUUCAUGGGCAGGAUUCCAGACCAAGGCUGAAGUGGAGCAUGUGGAGCUGCCAGAUGGGAAGAAGAGGAGAAAGGUCUUAAUGCUUCCUUCACACCGAGGGCCAAAAAUCAGAAUGCGGGACAAGGGCAAGGCUAAGCCUCCUCCACCCAAAAAACCGAAGGUCCAAAUGAGACAUCAGAAACAGGAGAAGCGGCGCUCCAUGUCUUUGCAGGUGCCAAAGAAAAAGGCUAAGGGAAAUAAGUCAGAAAUUCGAUUCAACCAGCUGGUCGAACAGUACAAGCAGAAAAUACUAGGACCCACAAAGGGAGCCCCUCUUGGAAAGAAGAGCAAAUGGUUUGACACUUAACUAUAGCAGUGAAUGGCACAAAUACCUGCCUCCUUUACUGCAUUGCAGAACACCCUGUCCAGUAGUUUUGUGUUUUUCAUUGUAGGAAAAAGAUUAUGGAUUGCCAAGGGGGCAUCUUCUUAGCCCUGAACUGUAUGAUUCUGGACAACAAUUCCUCUCUCUGGAUCUUAUAGCCAUAGAGAGAAAUAUCAGAAAUGUUGCAAUAAUCAUUUUGUAUUUAUAUCUAGAUUGUUUAUGGAGCCGUAUCUUAUUGUUCCAUAUUUAUUCUUGUUUCUCAAGCGGAAACAACUGUAAAAAAAAUUCAUUCUCAUGUUGACUUUUAACAUGUCUAUUUUGAUAAACAUCCUGUCUCAAGGAAAAAAUUUUACUGUUUUUAAAAUAACAGAUCAUGCUAUU